CUUGUCGACCGCUGUCACCAAUGUCUUUCACAGAGAAUCCAAUCAUCUGGAAGAAACUCGAGCGUGCAGUCGGCUUUACCUCACGUCCGCUCUUUCCUUCUGAUAACCCAGCUGGACCAUGUCGGAACAACUAUUCAGGACCGACCGAUUUACUCAGAGGCAACUUUACGAAAUUUCGACCAAGACACUGUGGAUAACUUUGUGGAAAAGAUUAUUGAGGUAUUACGAGGCGAUGAAACUUUACGACAGGAGUUUGGUAUAGAAGGCCGAGUGGCGUUCUAUGACCGCACAAACUCGACCUCGCUCGACGACAGCCUGCAGCAGAUGCAU
Molecule: messenger RNA, 330 nt
Organism: Aspergillus candidus
Lineage: Eukaryota; Fungi; Ascomycota; Eurotiomycetes; Eurotiales; Aspergillaceae
Exons: 1
Coding region: 21-197 (58 amino acids)
Source: RefSeq, a predicted model, not a curated record